AUGCCUCGCGCAGAGGUUGGCAGCCAGAAAUGGCUGGCCAACAAGAUGAAGGCCAAGGGCCUUCAGAAGCUAAAGUGGUAUUGCCAGAUGUGUGAGAAGCAGUGUCGUGACGAGAAUGGCUUCAAGUGCCACCGUCUAUCCGAAGGCCACCAGCGUAUGAUGCAAGUGUUUUGCCAGAACGCAGGCAGGUUCAUGGACGGGUUCUCGAAGGCUUUUGAACACGAAUUCAUGAAGCUGAUGCGCACUCGUUACUGCAAAACCAAGAUCCUGGCCAACUCGGUCUACCAGGAAGUGAUUUCCGACAAGGAGCAUGUGCACAUGAACGCCACGGUGUGGGUGACGCUAUCGGAGUUCGUGCUCUAUCUGGGCCGAAGUGGCAAAUGCAAGGUCGAGGACAGCCCUCGCGGGUGGAUGAUCGAGUACAUAGACCAGGACCAAAUCCGCCGCGAUCAGGAUGCGGAGGCCCGCCGUAAGCGGGAGAUAUCGCUUGAGCAGCGGCACCAAAAGCUGAUUCAGAAGAUGAUCGAGGACGCCCGUAAGCGCGGCGGUUUCCAGGAGCCCGAAUACACCCCGCUAAUGAAAGAGAGCGACGAGAAGCUGCGUUUCGAGACGAACCUCACCAAGCCCGUGGAGGCCGCGCCGGAUAAGAAGUCCAACGUGUUCAUGGAGCUGUGCAAGAAGGCGAAGUCAACUGCCGCAACUCCCACAUCUGAGAGGCAAACGCCGUCCAAAGAACCCCCUCCGAAGCGCAAAACCGCAAUAGAGACCCUAAUGACUCUGAAUGGCGCCAAGAGGCAGGCGGUCGACAAAGACGUUCCAAAAGCGACCACGCCCGCGCCCGACGCCGUAGAUGCCGGUGCAUCUGAUAAGUGGCUGAUGACCGGCAUCCAGGUGCGCGUCAUUCUACAAUCGCAUCCUUUAUACAAGCACAAAUGCCGUGUGGUGAAAAUUAUGGGCGGGGGUUCACGUGCGCUCAUACAGGACAUCGAGGGCUCUGGCAACUAUCAAGUCGACUCGAACCACGUGGAGACUGUGAUUCCUCCCGUGGGUUCCAAGGUCAUGGUGUUGCGCGGGGCGCACCGCGGCCGCGCAGGCUCACUCACUAAAACACGACCGGACGAUCUGCUGGCUUCCGUGCGCCUUGACAGUAGGUUCUAUUUUCCACCUGUACAUCUCGUGUCAGAUGGCGCCGUGCUUGACAGUGUACAUUACGACGAUAUCAGCCGUACUGACUAG
Molecule: messenger RNA, 1236 nt
Organism: Babesia bigemina
Lineage: Eukaryota; Apicomplexa; Aconoidasida; Piroplasmida; Babesiidae
Product: -DNA/RNA-binding protein KIN17
Exons: 3
Coding region: 1-1236 (411 amino acids)
Biological process (GO): DNA replication; DNA damage response
Cellular component (GO): nucleus
Molecular function (GO): double-stranded DNA binding
Source: RefSeq, a predicted model, not a curated record